AUGCCUCAGACCCGAAGAAGUUUCGGAGCCCUCCGCACGCGUGCGAUGGAAACGAUCAAACGACGUGAGGCAGAAUUCGCUCGUGUUCGUCGUGAAUUGGAUGAGUUGCGUGAGGCACAUGAUGAGACUGUGAACAAUUUGCGACGACGUCAUCAGACUACUGUGACGGAAAUGAGUUCGGAGAUUGAAGGGUUGCAACGAGCCAAGGCCAAAUCCGAAAAAGAACGCACCGAAAUGACGCGACAGUUGGAAUUGGCAUUCACGGAAACAGAGGAGGCCAAUAAACAGAAGUCUGCAGCACAAGGCAAACUGGAGGCUAUUGAGGCACAGAUCGUACGACUUCGAGCCACCAAUGAGGACUCACAAAAGCGCAUCUCGGAACUGAAUCAACAGAACGCGCAAAUGGUCGCGGAAAUGGCAGAGCACUCCCGAGUGAUAGAAAAAUUGAACUCCCAGUUGGCGAAUACCCAACGGGCCCAAGCGCAGGCCGAAUCGAUGGUGGACGACCAGAAACGUUUGUUGGAGGAAGAAGUGAAGUCACGCACUCAGGCCCAGAGCAAGCUGAAUUCACUCCAACAAGAAUUGGAAAUGUCCAAUCAACGAGCGGACGAGGAGGCAGACUCGGCGACCAAAUUGCAAGGUCAAGUUUCGCGACUCACUGCAGAGGUGGCCCAGAAUCGAUCUAAAUUUGAGCGAGAGUUGAAUGAGAAAGUGGAAGAAUUGGAAGAGCUGAGGCGUCGAAUGAACACACGGGUCUCCGAACUGACGGAGGCACAAGAACUCGAGCACAGUCGUGUGCUCAGUCUGGAACGAACCAAAAAUCAAUUGACUGGGCAAAUUCAAGAAUUACAAAGCCAAUUAGACUCGCUCUAUGCCCAGUGCGCAGAGCAGAAUCAAGAACUGAAAUCCUUAGAGGCGCAACGCAACGAGUUUCAGCAAUUGUUGGAAGAAUCUCAGAAUGAGGAAAGUAACCUACGCUCCAAACUGGGCGUGGUCCAACGCGAAUUGACCCAGGUCAAAGCGACUCGAGCAGAUUUGGAAGAACGAAUGAUUGCGGCCGAAAAAGAGGCACGUCAAAAUGCGGGUAAGUCUGGGGAGUCACGGAGAUAA
Messenger RNA from Echinostoma caproni, 1110 nucleotides. NCBI's taxonomy places the organism in Eukaryota, Metazoa, Platyhelminthes, Trematoda, Plagiorchiida, Echinostomatidae. The record is from the annotation of a GenBank genome assembly.